Sphaerulina musiva SO2202 is the source of this 1685-nucleotide messenger RNA. RefSeq names its product SNase-domain-containing protein. Bases 42 to 842 code for a protein of 266 amino acids. The transcript has 2 exons. Gene Ontology annotation, cellular component: mitochondrion; cytoplasm. The record is from RefSeq and is a predicted model, not a curated record. Lineage: Eukaryota; Fungi; Ascomycota; Dothideomycetes; Mycosphaerellales; Mycosphaerellaceae.
GGUAGAACACAACAGGGCCGGCUCCCACACUCCACCGACACAUGGGCUGGUUUUGGAGUGGUUGGCAGCAGCAGCCAUCGGAGACGGGAACUCGAACUCACACCACGCCCAGCCCGGCACAUGGAGGCUCUCACCAGCAGCUGAAUACCGUGGCAUGGUGCCUGGUCACCGCCGUCGUGGUCACUGGUGGUCCGCUCAUCUACAAACGACAUCUUCGGCGGGUGCGCAAUGUCGACUAUCUCACUCCCCGACAGUUCAGAACGAAGACUCUAUUCGGCCAUGUCACGCGCGUGGGCGACGGCGACAACUUCCGCUUCUACCACACUCCUGGCGGCAGACUGGCUGGCUGGGGUUGGCUGAGAAGUAUACCCACCAAAGCGGGUGAUCUGAAGGACGAGACGCUUCACGUGCGAAUCGCAGGCAUAGAUGCACCAGAACUGCCGCACUUUGGCAGGCCGGGACAGCCACACGGACAAGAUGCCAUCGAAUGGCUGAACAAUCAGCUCUUGGAUCGUCGUGUGCGUAUCCGGCCACUCAGCAAAGACCAAUAUGGCCGUGUCGUUGGUACGGUGCGCAUGCCCUACAGGUUGUGGAAUAGAGAUCCGGGAAUGCAGAUGAUCAAGGCUGGCUGGGCCACGGUAUACGAUGCAAAAUCGGGCGCCGAGUACGGCGGUCAAGAGCAGGAGUACAGAGAUGCUGAGGCCAGGGCUAAGAAGAGGAGGGUGGGUAUGUGGGGAGGGCAGAACAUGAUUGGAAAGCUGUUGGGCAAGAAGCAAGAACCUCUCGAGAGUCCCAGAGAGUUCAAGGCGAGGACAAAGAAAGAGGAGAUUUCGCCAAAAUGAUCCCUUAGUUUGUCCAUACUCCGGCUUGUGUAUGACUGGAGCUGGAGCUGGAGUUGGAGCUGACUGGAGAACGCAAGAGAAAUCAAUGAGGGGAUACCACCUUGCGGAGAAUCAAACGAGACAAGGGUUACGCUUUGAUGUCCUGGUUUCACGGAAGUUCUCGAGCAUUGGUCACCACAAGACGAUGCUGUACGUGUGGUAUUCUGCGAAGUUCCUCUCGAGAUCCUUCUGAUCAGUACCAAGCGCGGCCCACAAAAAUGCUUGCAGGUCUAGACAGAAAUGGCUAUUUGCAGAGUGUCUGAAGGCCGAUGCAUCAAAUGCUUCUCGACAGCCCGCGAAUAUCAUGCUGCUUCCCAGGUACCGGGACGACCCUCACGUGGGCCCGCUCCUGCCACACCCAGCAUAUCAAAGAUCUCGAAACAUAUCCUUCCAGUGAAGGACGCCAAAGAAGCUUCCACCAGGCAUGUUAUGCAUGCCACUAUCUCAAAUAAUGCCCCACCGCGCCACAAGAUAGCAUAUUCGCCGCGCUAUGUGCCCGCCGUUGGGAAGCAUAUGGCUGGAACUAUACGCUGAUCUGAAAUUACCUCCCAACUCACUGCGGCGGUGAUCACGAUGCGGACGUUGGCAAGACGUAGGAUUAUCGCACUGUCGUCGUCGAAACUUGCCCAAGGUGCAAGCCAGAUCUGUAUCCGGAUCUCUCGUCUGGCCUUUUCCACGCUUUAACAGGAAGUAACUUGGACACGCCGAGACAGAUCAACAUCCAAUGGCACUUGGACUAGAUUGGUGAAAUCGGGCGUCUAGAGAGUUAUGUAGUCAUGAUGAUAAUCUAUCGGCGGUAAAUCG